Messenger RNA from Symbiodinium sp. CCMP2456, 1386 nucleotides. NCBI's taxonomy places the organism in Eukaryota, Dinophyceae, Suessiales, Symbiodiniaceae. The record is from the annotation of a GenBank genome assembly.
AUGGACUGGUGCUGUUGGAAUUACGGUGUGGGAUGCAUGCACUUCAACUGCGAAGGACAUGAGACUUCCUGGACAGACUUGCAGAGCAAGUGGUGCUGCGAAGUCCGGGGCAUGGGCUCCCAGUGCGUGGCCAUGUCCCUUCCUUUUGACUGUGGCCAAAACCUCGGCAGCUGGAAAAGCUGGGGCCCAGAGAAGAAGCAGUGGUGCUGCGACUACCAGGGGCUCGGUUGCGGCGAGGAGUUCGAGGACAGCCAGGAGAAGGCAUCCGUGGCCAAGGCCGCUGCAGACGCGGCCCCGAGAGCGCCCGGGGAGGCUCAGCCGGAGUCCGGCUCGCCAGGCUCCGUCUCCACCACCCUCUUCACAAAGUGCCAGUCCGAGUGUGUCAUCGACGAAGUGCAGGCAACCUGUUCCGACUGGGUCGUGGACUUUGCGAAGGUGGCCUACAGAGGACAGCACAACGCAUGCGGCCAGGCCUACUCCCUCACGAGGGUGAAGUGUGGCAGAGCGUGCGACGAGUGCCCAAUCGACUUGAUCAACUGCGAGUUUCUCAACAGCCUGCCGCCGAAGAAUCCGGAUGCAGAUGAGAGCACCCUGGAGGGAGGCGCAGUGGCGGAAGGAAGGGCCCAGAGCAUCAUGGCUAUCGUGACCACGACCACGACGACCGUGGUGGAUGGAUGCACGGAUGGCUGUGUCGUCGACGGCUCACGCAAUUCCUGUGCCGACUGGGUGAUGACCUUCGCCAGGCAGGCGUACCGAGGACAGCCUGACAUCUGCCCACAGGCCUACACUCGGAUGCGGGUGGAGUGUCGGACAGCGUGCAGCCGCUGUUCACUGGACGCCAUUGAUUGCAAGGCCAUCAACGGCUUGCCGCAGCCGCCGGCCACGCAGAGCGACACAACCACAAUUCAGACAACGACUGAGGCAGUGACAACUACCACCCCACUUGCUGCCAAGGCUAUUUUCAUUUACACGACCACCACAACCACGACGACCACCACGACCACCACGACCACCACAACCACAACGACCACCACAACGACUACGACCACCACAACGACGACCACCACCACAACAACCACACCCACCCCAACCACUGCUGCAGCGGCACAGGCGUAUGGAGAAGGACAGGAGGAGCCAAAUGCAGAGCAACAUGCUUCUCAAUGGGCUUUGGAGCAGGCUCGGCAACGGGCGGGCACGGAGCCCAGUGCGGCCGCAGAGCAGGCCGGAGAGCAAAGGGCUCCUCAGGAGACGUCGGAGCCUUCUGAAGCUGAAGAGGAGGUGCCGGAGCAUGAUUGCUCCGCAAACACGGAGAACUGGAUGGAGAUGUGGUCCUUGGAGAAGAAGCUGUUCUGCUGCCGGAAUGGCGCCAUGCAGUGUCCCUUUUGA